AUGGGCUGCAUUGCAUCUGCACUUAAUCGCCGCAUCCUCCAUACCAGUUUCAUCAGUGCUGUGUGUAAGCGGACUGCUAUUGUCGCAGUGCAUUCGCGUUGUGGAGCUCGGUUGGUUGCGUGUAUAACCACGGUUAUUGUGUAUUAGAAAUCGAACUAAGCUGGGGUUGCACUGCAGGAUCGUUAGCAAUGGGGCUAACUAGACUAGGAGUGAAACUUGUGCUCGCACUCUUCAUGGCGCACAUUUCCUCGAGCGUUGGUAGCUCCGAAGCGGUUGCUUACACCACCUUCCAGGCCAGUGCCUACUCUGAGCCGCCUCCUUACAGUUCGCCUUCGGAUUCUUCUCCCAUAGUUUCUCCCCCACCGAAGUACAAUUAUCCCACUGGAAAAUCGAUGCCUCCUUCUUCAGAUUAUAGCCCUGCCCCAACGGUGCCAGAUGCUCCUGGUUAUGGCAAUACUCCAGGUGGGUACUCGACACCAUCGCCGACUGAAAGCGUGCCGGUGAUGCCCAAUGUGGGAAGCCCAGUUAAUGUUCCAGAGAAUGGACAGUAUGCUCCCGUGUAUAGUGAUCCUCCUUCUCCUCCGACUCCGACUGAUCCUUCGAAGUGCCCACCUCUUCUGGAUGGAAUUGGCGAACAUGAUGGCGACUGGUGGGAGAAGAGCCCGGAUGCUUCAACGACGAGUUACGGUGGAGGUCCAGACGCUGGAAGCACUCCUGCUGUGCCUCAGGAUCCGUACGGUGUUCCUUACACGCCCCCUGUUGGAGGAGAUCCUUAUGCUUCUCCUUAUACUCCUGACCCAUCUGUUCCGGAUUCCCCCGUUCCUAACACUCCGGGCACUUGCUCGUUUUGGACGUCGAAUACCCAUAAGUUUCCUGAUUUUCUCACCAUUUUGACGCCGAUUUUGGAUAUUUUCGGUGGCAACUCGGGGAGCAUCUUCGGGUCCCAGAUGACCUUGUUCCAAGGAUUGACAAACUCAAGGCCGGACGCAUUUGGAUCUCUUCUUCGUCAGGGGUCUGCUGCGGUGUUGAACUCAUACACAAGCCGUGACUUCGCCUUUACUCCCUUCCAAGUGAAGAAUUCAUUCCGGGGAGCGCUAGUGUCGCAGCAGGCGGCUGCUAUGCAAGCGGUCAUUUUCGAGAAUGCGAAUCGGGGAUUUCUAAGGCGCCAAUAGACGUACAUUUUAGACCACGACCAGUAUCCACUCAGCAGAUUCAGGUCACAAUCUCUAAUGGACCACUCGUAGUCGAUUGCACUAAUUCACUACAAGCAUCUUACAACUUCUAUACGCAAACCCUCCGAUCAGUUAGCCAACGGAUAAAUGCUUUGAACAUUGGCUUAUUACCUGGACAAAUUCCAAUUGCUAAACAAGCACUUCCUCGUUAUGUUGACUAUUUCCCACAUCA
Molecule: messenger RNA, 1404 nt
Organism: Physcomitrium patens
Lineage: Eukaryota; Viridiplantae; Streptophyta; Bryopsida; Funariales; Funariaceae
Source: RefSeq, a predicted model, not a curated record